This is a messenger RNA of Nicotiana tabacum (common tobacco), 861 nucleotides long. Its product is annotated as SKP1-like protein 11. The record is from RefSeq and is a predicted model, not a curated record. Gene Ontology annotation, biological process: ubiquitin-dependent protein catabolic process. NCBI's taxonomy places the organism in Eukaryota, Viridiplantae, Streptophyta, Magnoliopsida, Solanales, Solanaceae.
GAUUCUUUAAAGUUGAAUUAAAUAACCUUCAAAAUCAAGAGAUAAUAACUAGAUUCGAUAUAUAAUAAUCUGAUUUGGUAUUUAAAAUCAUUUAUUAGAACCUACCCAUCUGAUUCAUUUAUAAUUGAAUGGUAGAACAAGCACUUAACUGUGAACCCAAAAUUUAAACAAUGGCAGAGGCAGCAUCAUCGACCACAGAGAAAAAGUUUUUGACUCUGAAGUCGUCAAAUGGUGAUGAGUUUGAGUUAGAAGAAUCCAUUGCCAUUCAGUCUGUAACAAUCAAGAACAUGGUCGAAGAUGGAUGCUCCUCUAGUGUCGUCCCGCUGAGCAACGUCGACACAGAAACCCUGAUCAAGAUCAUCGAUUACUUGAAGAUGCACUCCUCGACUUCUUCAAAUGAAGAAGAAAUCGAGAACUUCGACAAGGAAUUUGUGAACAUUGGCUUCAAAACCAUCUUUAAAAUCUUAGAAGCUGCAAAUUUCCUUGACAUCAACAGUUUGCUUGAGUUGUGCGCUGAGGCGGUGGCUAACAGGAUUAAGAAAAAAACGCCUGAAGUUGUUCGGAAGAUUUUCAAUAUCACUAGUGACUUCACCCUUGAGGAAGAGGCAGAGAUUCGGAAUGAGACUCCAUGGGCCUUUGAAGGGGAUCUUGAUCACUCCCUUGACUAGUUUACAUUUGUGUCUUUACUGUUUUUCGUUUCGUGAGCUUCUAGUUAUGUUUGCGCCUCUUCCCUUUUGAGCAGAGAUCUUGCGGCUAAUAAGUUAUGGCAUGAGUCAGAAUGUCUAAAUAAAAGUUUUUGAUAAAUUUAAGGGUCGUCUAUGUAUUCAACAUAUGUUGUUUCUUUUAAAUAUUUUUCAUGCA